Messenger RNA from Cylas formicarius (sweet potato weevil), 505 nucleotides. RefSeq names its product early growth response protein 1-like. The transcript is spliced from 2 exons. The record is from RefSeq and is a predicted model, not a curated record. NCBI's taxonomy places the organism in Eukaryota, Metazoa, Arthropoda, Insecta, Coleoptera, Brentidae. The coding region runs from base 178 to 489 and encodes 103 amino acids.
UGUAAUUUUAAAUUCAUUACCCCAGAAAAAUUGGCUUAAUUAACAAGUGACCGCCGCCAUAGUGAGACUUCAUUCUUUGGAUUUUUGUUUGUGUUUCACCACUUAAAAAAGGUAAGUGUCAAGUAGAGAUCUGGAACAGUUGGAGAGUGAGACGCCUAUUCCUCGCAGCAAAUAAAAAUGUUCACCUGCGAAUAUUGCAACCGCUCGUUCAGCCGUAAAGACCACCUGGCGAGGCACGGGGACUGUCGCGCAGCAGUACAAAUUUGUGACGUUUGCGGCGGGAUAUACAAAUCCGAGGGGGCUCUCCGACGCCAUAAACGCGAGAAGCAUGAGGUUCCCAAGGCGAAAAGACCCGCCGCCGCCUCUAUUGCUGCAGUCGAACCCAAGCGCCCAAGACUUGACCUACCGGAAGCUUCGACAUCAUCAUCAUUACCAUCAACCAUGCGCCAUUGUACGCAGUGUAACUUGACCAUUCCUGUAAUGAGAUGACACUUGCGUACUUUGG